Messenger RNA from Branchiostoma floridae (Florida lancelet), 1094 nucleotides. RefSeq lists its product as uncharacterized. Bases 145 to 516 code for a protein of 123 amino acids. Lineage: Eukaryota; Metazoa; Chordata; Leptocardii; Amphioxiformes; Branchiostomatidae. The record is from RefSeq and is a predicted model, not a curated record. The transcript is spliced from 2 exons.
CCCCGCCAAAAGUGGUCUGUUCCAUUACGUCACCGCAGAUCCGCAUAUCGGACGAUUUUAUUUUUGCUGGACGCCAUCUUUUUUUUGCAUUCGAACCGCAAGUUUGUGAGCUUUUUGUUGGUAUUUUCGUCGUUUCUGUCGGCUAUGGACGGCGAGGUACCGCAGUUCUACGUGGAAGAGGUAUCUGAGAGAGAUCUUGAAGCGUUGUUGAGGCCCUGGGAGGCCGAAACAGAACCUGAACAGCAGCCAGAACCUGAAGGCGCAGCGGAGAACACCACUGCCCGCUUCGCGACUUUAGAUGGAGAACAACUGGACGAGAUAGAAGGGGGAAGGGUGGAGAAAACCACCGAGAAGUCUACUAGGUGGGGCGUCAAGAUUUUCAAAGCAUGGCUGCAGGCAAGAGACAAAAACACUGAAUUUGAGGAGCUGCCGGAAACAGAGUUGUCACAACUACUAAGGCAGUUCUACGCUGAAGUACGAAAAGACGACGGUACACCUUAUUCAAAGGUUCAAUAACUGUGGACAGGUACAUUUCAAUGGACCAGUCAGCUUUAACUUCAAGUAACUCAUGUAGCAGGGCAGAGUUUGGGGGGAGGGGGGCUGGUCACCAUAUACUUGCUGUAUAUGAAUGUGUUUAGGUAACAAUAAACAGAGCAGAUUAGAAAUUUCUAGUUUGUAUUGCAAAUAAGCCACAUGUUGAUGCUGUUAUUCUAUCUCUCAAACGGAUGAUGAGAAAUUUCUAGUUUGUAUUGCAAAUAAGCCACAUGUUGAUGAUAUUCUAUCUCACAAACGAACGAUGAGAAAUUUCUAGUUUGUAUUGCAAAUAAGCCACAUGUUGAUGAUAUUCUAUCUCACAAACGAACGAUGAGAAAUUUCUAGUUUGUAUUGCAAAUAAGCCACAUGUUGAUGAUAUUCUAUCUCACAAACGGACGAUGAGAUUAGUUAAAAUGCGCGGUUAAAUGGUGAUGAUGAAAUGGUUUAAUAGUUUGUAUAUAUACACUAUUGUACAAUAUAUAUAUGAUUGUAAAUGUAGUUUUAUGUAUAUUGUAUUAAAGUGUUUAUUCGUUAUAAAGGAAUUUGUGUGAAAUAACUGU